Effrenium voratum is the source of this 570-nucleotide messenger RNA. Lineage: Eukaryota; Dinophyceae; Suessiales; Symbiodiniaceae. The record is from the annotation of a GenBank genome assembly.
AGCUAGAUUAGCUCCAUAGAGUGAGCUGUUCGCCGUCCUGCAGAGCUGCCAUGAAUCGAUUGGGCUCGCUGCUGGAUCCCAGCAGGCCGGAUGCGCACAUGUCGGCGGCUCCGGCGGAUGUGCCCAAGUUGCCCAAGUUGCCCAAGUUGGCGGACUCCAAGGAAUGCUUCUCGAAAUCUUCAAAGCAAGGGCUGCGAAGGUGCGCUCAGCAACGCCAGCUGAGCAGCUUCUUGCAGUUGCACGAGUUCCAGGAGGUGAACCGGCCGAGAUCCUGCGGGUGGACACUUUUUGGCGAGAGCAAGAUUUGUGCCAUCCAUGUGGCCGCGCAGAACGGAAACUACCAGCUGGUAAGGAUCCUACUGGCAUCAGGCGCUGACCCAGAAUCCAAGACCUCCAAGGGCCGCAAGGCGCUGGACUUCGCUCGUGCGGCAAACCGAGAUGGCUCGCACGAGCCGGUGCUUUGCUUGCUCACCGGCCAAGUCAAGAUCGGCACAGCUCGAGAGCUGCGCAGCGAGAGCGCUGAGAGCUUUUAAGCGCAACCCUAGGGUACGGGAAGCCCCCCAACUGGCC